Bombyx mandarina (wild silkworm) is the source of this 2088-nucleotide messenger RNA. RefSeq names its product heat shock protein 60A. Gene Ontology annotation, molecular function: ATP-dependent protein folding chaperone; ATP binding. Gene Ontology annotation, biological process: protein refolding. Lineage: Eukaryota; Metazoa; Arthropoda; Insecta; Lepidoptera; Bombycidae. The record is from RefSeq and is a predicted model, not a curated record.
ACUAGUAUUUCAUAACCUACAACCGGAGGAAGAUCACGUUUUACGAACCCGGCUAGAAUCUUCGAGAAAUAAGGUUUGCAGCAGUUUGGACCUUAAUUGAAAUACUGCUAAUAUCAAAACAAUUUUUAAAAAUGUUGCGUCUACCUCGUGUUGUUCGUCAAACUGUUUCUCUCCAUAAAUCAUAUCAACUUUCAAGAUUUUAUGCUAAAGAUGUGAGGUUUGGCGCUGAUGUAAGAGCUCUCAUGCUGCAGGGCGUUGACAUCCUAGCUGAUGCCGUAGCCGUUACAAUGGGUCCAAAAGGUAGAAACGUUAUUUUGGAACAAUCUUGGGGGUCCCCGAAGAUCACAAAAGACGGCGUAACAGUUGCCAAAGGUGUUGAACUCAAGGAUAAGUUCCAGAACAUCGGUGCUAAGUUAGUACAAAACGUAGCUAAUAAUACCAACGAGGAGGCGGGAGACGGAACUACCACUGCCACAGUACUGGCACGAGCAAUCGCGAAGGAGGGCUUCGAAAAAAUAUCAAAGGGUGCUAACCCGAUUGAGAUAAGAAGAGGCGUGAUGCUCGCCGUAGAUGCCGUUAAAGAGAAACUUAAAGGAAUGUCGAAACCCGUUACAACACCCGAAGAAAUCGCACAAGUAGCUACCAUAUCUGCUAACGGGGACACGGCAAUCGGCAAGCUCAUUGCUGAUGCAAUGAAGAAGGUAGGUAGGGAUGGAGUAAUCACAGUGAAAGAUGGAAAAACCCUCACUGACGAGCUUGAAAUCAUUGAGGGUAUGAAAUUUGAUAGAGGUUACAUUUCACCAUACUUCAUUAAUUCUUCUAAAGGCGCCAAAGUCGAAUUCCAGGAUGCCCUGGUACUCUUCUCUGAGAAAAAAAUUAGCAAUGUUCAAACGAUCAUUCCAGCAUUAGAAAUGGCUAAUCAACAGAGGAAGCCUCUGAUCAUAGUAGCUGAAGAUGUAGACGGAGAGGCACUGUCCACUUUGGUUGUUAAUAGAUUGAAAAUCGGUUUGCAAGUAGCUGCAGUGAAAGCCCCAGGCUUCGGAGAUAACCGCAAGUCCACCCUCAGUGAUAUGGCUAUUGCUACUGGUGGUGUUGUAUUUGGUGACGAUGCGAAUCUCAUCAAAAUUGAAGAUGUCCAACCAUCAGACUUAGGUCAAGUAGGUGAAGUGAUAAUUACUAAAGAUGACACUCUGCUAUUGAAGGGCAAGGGUAAGAAAUCAGACAUUGACAGGCGUGCUGAACAGAUUAGAGACCAAAUUCAGGAGACAAACUCUGAAUAUGAAAAAGAAAAAUUGCAAGAACGUCUGGCUAGACUAGCAUCAGGUGUGGCAGUCUUACAUGUUGGUGGUUCAAGUGAAGUCGAGGUUAAUGAGAAAAAAGACAGAGUUAAUGAUGCCCUUAAUGCUACUAGAGCUGCAGUUGAGGAAGGUAUUGUACCUGGAGGUGGUUCUGCACUCUUGAGAUGUAUUCCAGUAUUAGAACAACUCAAAACAGUCAACAGUGAUCAGGCCACUGGUGUAGAGAUUGUAAUGAAAGCUCUGAGGAUGCCAUGCAUGACAAUAGCAAAAAAUGCAGGCAUUGAUGGUUCUGUUGUUGUUGCCAAGGUGGAAGACCUUGGAGAUGAAUUUGGGUAUGAUGCCCUCAACAAUGAAUAUGUAAACAUGAUUGAAAAGGGCAUCAUUGACCCCACAAAGGUGGUGCGGACAGCCCUGACCGAUGCCAGUGGUGUUGCAUCACUGCUUACUACUGCCGAAGCUGUGAUCUGUGAAAUUCCACAAGAAAAAGAGCCUAACCCCAUGGGUGGUAUGGGAGGUAUGGGUGGAAUGGGUGGUAUGGGAGGCAUGAUGUGAUCUUCAUAAAGUGGACAUCUUGAAUGCAUUUAUGAAUACAAACUGUUACAAAUGUACAUGGGUAUUUACUAUUCUUUAGUGGUCUGAAUUGAAUUGCAAAUGCAGUGAAUGAAAGUAUUUUGUUUAGUGUAUGUUUGAGCAUAGGAGGCAGUCUGUCUUGUUAGAAUUAUUUAGUUAUUAUAGUUUGCCUGCAGUUAGAGCGAACAGUGUUAUUUUUAAAAUAAAUAUAAUGUUUUUA